UGUCUGAGGAACAUUCUUAUAGUAACUGUAUUCUUGCACAGUUUCACGGUUUUAAUAUGUUGCUGAUUUCUUUUUCAGAUUAAUCCAGUGCAAUGAUGACGUCAUCGGCAUGUUCGUACUCCAUUGAAGUAACUGUCCUCUUCUCUGUCUACAAUUCGCUCGCCAUGAGGUAGAGGUAGAAUGGGCCGAGGGGGGCGCAAACUGGCGCUCUGUCUGGCCGCCACACUGCUUGCAGCGUGGGUGCUCUACCGCCUGCUGAUAUCUUGCGCCAGCUGGAAUGACCACAGACCCAUUAUGAUGCCAAGAAAUACAUACGUCUUGGGAGAGGACAGGAAGGUGUAUCCGUAUGAUCGGUACAUGCCACUGAUCUUCAUUGGUGGAGUGCCUCGCUCUGGUACAACUCUCAUGCGAGCCAUGCUUGAUGCACAUCCCGAAGUCAGGUGUGGCCAGGAGACACGUGUCAUUCCUCGAAUUCUCCAAAUGAGGUCUCACUGGCUUAAAUCCCAAAAAGAGAGUGUUCGAUUAGAAGAAGCAGGUUUAUCAAAAGAGGUGCUGGACUCGGCCAUUGCUGCAUUUUGUCUGGAGGUGAUCGCGAGGCAUGGAGAUCCAGCGCCACGGCUGUGCAACAAGGAUCCAUUAACAUUUAAGUCUGCAGCGUACCUGUCUGAGCUGUUUCCACAAGCCAAAUUUAUUUUUAUGUUACGUGACGGUCGUGCCACUGUGCAUUCCAUCAUAUCCAGGAAGGUGACCAUAACAGGGUUUGAUCUGACGAGCUACCGCCAGUGUCUGACAAAGUGGAACUCUGCAAUUCAGACUAUGUAUAAUCAGUGUCGCGAUGUGGGACCCUCACGGUGCUUCAUGGUGUACUAUGAGCAGCUGGUCCUGCAUCCUGGUGAGUGGAUGCGGCGUAUUCUUCAGUUCCUUGACAUCCCUUGGAAUGAAUCUGUUCUUCAUCAUGAUGAACUAAUCAACAAGCCUGGUGGUGUUUCAUUGUCAAAAGUGGAGCGGUCAUCAGACCAAGUGAUAAAGCCAGUAAACUUGGAAGCACUGGCCAAAUGGGUGGAAAACAUACCAGAUGAUGUAGUGCGGGACAUGGCUGACAUUGCACCCAUGCUAUCUGUUUUGGGCUAUGACCCAUUUGCGAAUCCACCGGCAUAUGGUUCACCGGACGCUUUUGUUGCUGAUAAUACGAAGCGUAUACGUGCCAAUAUGCAACUUUGGGAGAAUAGAGCUAAAGACUUGCUUAGUCCGCAACGGACGUUUCAAGAUGUGAAUAUCGAGGACUCGGCAUCAGAAGCCGCACCUGCUCCUGCUGCUGCGUGAUCCUUUCAUUUGAUUGGGUUUGUGUGUAACCAUUAAGCCAGAUCAUAAUUUGGAGUGUGGCUCUUCAGAUAAUGGCUGGAUUUAUAAGGACUGGCAGAAUUUACAUAAAGCAGAAAAUGUUCAUUCUUUCUUAUUCAAGACUGCCUAAUAUUUUAUGUUUGAUUUUAUAUAAUAAAAUUGUUAGGAACGAGUAUCGUAAGUGCGAAGACAACUCGGUUCUUCUGAAAUUCAGUUUAAGGAUCCUGCUUCCAACAUUUUCUUAUACGUUUUGAAAUGUUAUAUGUUUUUCAGUUGACAGUAUUUGUAUUCAUUGAGUUCUGUGUUUCUUCCUUCUACUUCACAUUCUGUCCUGUGUGGUAUGAUGUUUUACCUUCUUGUUACAGUUUUUAGUACUUAGUUUUGUCACUACAGUACAUCAAUAUUCCAUGUGAUGUCGCACUGUAGUACCAGCUUAUGAGUUACAGGAAGCACUGUUUUACUAGUACCAGUUAUAGAGGCUGAUGAGUGAGCUGGCAAUUGCUGUCACCAUAUUCUAGGAUAAAAAGUGAUAAAUUGGUAGUUCUUACGUCAUUGCUCAAUAUCCAUAUUGGGAGUAAAGUUUAAGAUCUCAGAUCUAUUGUAUUGCUUUUAUUGGGAUGCAUAAUUUAUGUGAUAUGACCACUUGUUUCAGAUUUGAUGAUCUGAGCAUUUUGAUAUUUUAAACUUUUAUGGCAAAUAAUUUCAAUAAAAUUCGCUUAGGUAAUUGGCUGCAUUACUCUUGAGCAGAAAACAAGAAUUUCAAAGACUGGCUCCAUCUACAAAAUGUUUCAUUUUCGUAAGUUCUCGCAUAAACCUAUUUGUUUUACACCGAAUAGCACAAGAAUGAAACAGAAAAUAUUUUUUUAUGGCUCAGUUUGAUACUUCUCAAAGAAAUUUAAUUUCCCUAAUGCAUGCCAUAGAUUUUGGUAGAUUAUAUUUUUAAGGUCAGUGUUUGGAUAAAACCAUUUUGAAUAUUUGGAUAAUGUAGAUGAGAUAAUUAUAUAUGAUAUGAAUGAGUUUGAAUUUUUCAUUGCUUUUCCAUGUCUUCAGCCUUCAACCAAAAUUGUAACAUCCAUUUUAAGAACUGCAACUAUUAGUGUAAUCUUUCAUUCAGUAGACUAUAAAUUUUGAAGCUGGCGUUUACAGUUCAUGGCCCACAUUGUGUGGUGACUCAUUUGGCUGAUGAGUGGGAUGAGAUACAGUGACUAGAGACUGAAGAAUAGAGGAGGUCAUGUUGAUUUAAUUUUAAUUAAAUUCAUAGCCAACAUUAUGUUAAAAUACCCUUUUAUAUAAGAUGUUUCGUAACCUUGAUCAAAGCCUCGGACAGACGGACCUAACAGAGGACCGAAUGGAAGAGGAGAAUUGAGGAGGCCAUGGACCGAAUACGGACCGGAGAGCUGAAGAAGAAGAAGAAGAAUACCCUUUUAUAUAAGUUAAGUUUUUUAAUGAGAUCCUUUGAAGCAGAAUGCAUGUACAGGUUGGUGAAAUGUUGCACGUUUCAAGAUAUGGUGAUUGGUAUAAUGUAAAAAAAAGACAGUGGAAGGGAAAAGAAUUGUAUUAGAGACUAUGGAAGCUGGAUCCAAAAAUAAUGUACUUACAUGGACUAUGAAACAUUGACCUCUUUCAUGUGUAUUUAUGAAAGGAAUCAGUAUAUCUGUUCUGAAGUUUUUGUGUGAAGUGACUGAUGUGUACAGAUUGAUAAAAAAUAAUUGUGACUGCAUUUUAUUGUUCCCUGUUACACAACCCUACCUCCUUGCUCAUAACAAAGAUAUGGGAAUUUUUUUUAAAUAAUGAAGUUGUAAGAUUAAAGUUAAAUGUUCAGAAAUAAAUAGGUAAAAGAAAUUAAGUUACUUAUUGUAAUGAAACACUCAGAAAAAAAUGGCCUUAAUCAGUUGUAUUGAACUGUAUAUUGUACAGAAAUUAAAAAUUCUUUGUUUAUGUUUGGCCCAGUUCGGAAACAUGGUGUUCUUCUAUCUGCUUAAAUACUUCUCAAAUCAUGGCCAUCUUUGGAAUCUGAACAUGUAUAGCUAUGUCUGAAAAGAGGAAUAAGAUGUUUUAAUCGCUUGCACAGAUAUAUGGUUAUAUUUUUUAAAUUAACAUCAAGAAAUCAAAGUAAUCUCAUUGUAACAUAUUUUUGGUGCUUUCUAGCAAACAUCUUUUGUGUAAAAUAUAGAGGGGAGAAAUUAAAUGUGGUGUCUUGAAGAUGGAGUAAGACAUUGAAAUAUUAAUAUUUUCAGAUUUCUGAUAUAUGGAUAAUCGAGACAUAAUGCUUCUGGUACAAUUACAUCUGUGCUGAUGAUACUGUUGUUCUAAUGUAAUUUUCAGCAUUUGCAUGUGACAUUGUGAUAAAAUGUCAGUCAUCUAUGCCAAAUAAAGAAAUUGUAAAUUUGUGUCGGUUCUAGUGUCCAUGUUGUCCCAAUAGAAAGUCUGUUAAGAUAUUUAUGUGAUGCAACUUCUUUCAUGAAAUUCACAAAAUUUUAUUUUUAUACGGUUUGAAGUUUGUCUUUUUAGCUCAGAGUCUGGGCCCUUAUAAAGCGGCUAUUUGAACGACCUUAAGACACAUGAGUGGGUGAGAAACUUCAUUACAAAUUGUUUUCAAAUGGUAUGACAGAGUUAAUCCAAGAAUAUGUUCACUGAAAUUUAAGUUUGUUUUGAAAGUUUAUAUAAACAGCUGAUGCACAAAUUUCUUUGUUUCUUUACAAGAAUGUACAAUAAAAUUUAGGUUAUUGUGAAGUUUAAAGUGAUUUUAAUAUAAGAGGGAAUUGAAAUAUGAUUUUCAUUGGAUUGCAACUUCUACUUUGCAGAUUAUUCAUAGCCGACAUCAAUUGAUCUUUCUAUUGAAGCUUGUGGUAUGCACCCAAUUACAAACAUUGAGAUAUAAUGAAAAUUCCAGGUGAAAUUUGAGCCACCUUCCAUAUGUAUAAAUUUGAACCACAUUUGUAUAUAAAUUAAGCAGUUAGAAAGGUGUCAUUAUAUCAAUAAUUAACAAGAAAGACUCUUAAUACCAAAUGUAAUCAAAAUCUGAAAUGGUAUUAUUACAAACAGAUGGAUCCACAGUUCAUACUGAUGAAUUAUAUAUAUGUAUUGUCUCAGGAGAGAGUACAAUGUUACUUUUUACUUGUUGCUUUUCAGCAUAUCCUGUUUGGUGCAGUAUUAAAAAUAUUGCUACUCUCAACUGUAUUAUUUUGAGAAAUAAUUAAAUUUUGAAAAAGCGAA
Messenger RNA from Zootermopsis nevadensis, 4557 nucleotides. Its product is annotated as protein-tyrosine sulfotransferase. Gene Ontology annotation, cellular component: Golgi apparatus. Lineage: Eukaryota; Metazoa; Arthropoda; Insecta; Blattodea; Termopsidae. The record is from RefSeq and is a predicted model, not a curated record. Gene Ontology annotation, molecular function: protein-tyrosine sulfotransferase activity. Gene Ontology annotation, biological process: peptidyl-tyrosine sulfation.